Molecule: messenger RNA, 594 nt
Organism: Mycotypha africana
Lineage: Eukaryota; Fungi; Mucoromycota; Mucoromycetes; Mucorales; Mycotyphaceae
Product: dihydrofolate reductase
Exons: 2
Coding region: 1-594 (197 amino acids)
Biological process (GO): dihydrofolate metabolic process; glycine biosynthetic process; folic acid metabolic process
Cellular component (GO): mitochondrion
Molecular function (GO): NADP binding; dihydrofolate reductase activity
Source: RefSeq, a predicted model, not a curated record
AUGACACAGUUCACGUUAGUCGUAGCAGCUACAGAAGAGCUAGGGAUUGGGUUGAAAAGCAACUUGCCCUGGCGUAUUCCGAAGGAUAUGGCAUUUUUCAAAAAGGUUACAACGACUGUUCCUAGAUCAGUUCGAGCACCCAAUGUUCAAAAUGCAGUGAUUAUGGGAAGAGUCACUUGGGAGUCUAUUCCACGAAAAUUCAGGCCUUUGGAUAACAGAUUCAAUAUUGUUGUAUCGAGAAAUACAUCCUACAAUUUGCAAUUGGAAGACGACGAACAACAACACGUCAAACUUGUGGACUCUUUAGAAACAGCGUUCAGUUCCAUAGAUUCAUCGAAACAGGCGAGAGUGUUUGUUAUAGGUGGAGCUCAAAUAUACAGAUUAGCAAUGCAACAUGCUGAAUGUUCACAUAUUCUUUUAACAAAGAUCAAAUCUAAGAUUGAUUGCGAUACAUUCUUUCCAGAAAUUAACAACAAUAUAUACCGACUUGCGAGUCAUGAAGAGCUAGAAGAUUAUGUCGAAGAGGCAGUACCAGAGGGAUUACAAAAGUAUAAGGAUUUAGAAUAUGAAUUUACGCUGUAUGUGCGAAAGUAG